Adineta ricciae is the source of this 939-nucleotide messenger RNA. Lineage: Eukaryota; Metazoa; Rotifera; Eurotatoria; Adinetida; Adinetidae. The record is from the annotation of a GenBank genome assembly.
AUGGAGGAGUAUUUUCGUACGGCUUUGAGCAAAGAACUUGCCAUUGCACCGCCGGAACGUGAUCAUGAACAUCUAUCGUCGACAUCUCGUCUGUUGGAAAAACAACGUGAAGUUAAUGAAACAGAAGCGUUAUUAGUAAACCAAAAAGAGGAAUUCAAACUGAAAAUGCAAAGUUUGAAACUUCGUCGUGAAAAACUGAAUGAGAAGGAGCACGAACUUCGCGAAAGUUUGGUUAAUUUUGAGAAAUAUAUCAAUGAACUCGAUUCGAAACGAAUGCGAGCAUUAAAGCGCGCUCAAGAUGAACGUGAUCUUGCAGCAUUGAAACAAAAAGAGGUUGAAAAAUUACACGAAGAUGUUGCUGAAUUGACACGCAAACGUGAAGAAUUAGCAGCACGAAAUGCGCAAUAUGCUAAACAUAGCACUUAUCUGGAAAAAACGGUGGAAAUCGCAGAUGAAUUUCAAGAAAUUCAAGAACUUGUCGAUCGGUACACAACGUUGGACAUGAAUAAAAAUUCAUUACUAGAAAUCCAGAAUCAACGAGAAGAACAACUUGAAGCAGUGCGUAAGAAGCGCGAAGAAUUCCUUCGAGAAAAGAAUAAUCAGAAUUUAACACUAAAUAACCGUAUUGGUGAUUUGCAGCACGAACUUGAACGAGCUGAAAUAGCUUCACGACGCGCAGAAAACAAAUGGAGCUCGAUUCAGACUACCGCAGCGGAAAGAACUUUACAAAUCGGUAAUAUCAUCCUUGCCGUACGUAAUUUACAUCAAAUGGUCGCCCGUCAACAAAAACCUGAUAAAGAAGAACGAAUUGUUGGAGCUGAAAAUCCCAUCAAACGCGUCCGACAACAAUUGGAUAAAGUUUCCGCAUUUAUUCACGAUUUCACUGAGAUCAUCAAUGAAAUGAAUCUUUCCAGUCCCACUCAACCGAAAUCUAAUUAA